Messenger RNA from Caenorhabditis briggsae, 720 nucleotides. It is a transcript of the gene Cbr-idi-1, whose product is annotated as Protein CBR-IDI-1. The coding region runs from base 1 to 720 and encodes 239 amino acids. The record is from RefSeq and is a predicted model, not a curated record. Gene Ontology annotation, cellular component: cytoplasm. Gene Ontology annotation, molecular function: isopentenyl-diphosphate delta-isomerase activity. Lineage: Eukaryota; Metazoa; Nematoda; Chromadorea; Rhabditida; Rhabditidae. The transcript is spliced from 3 exons. Gene Ontology annotation, biological process: isopentenyl diphosphate biosynthetic process; isoprenoid biosynthetic process.
AUGAAGAAACUCUCAUCGCUACGGGGUCUGUCAGCAUUGGCACCGCGCCGCCAAGAACAACAAUGCCACGUGGAGCUGGCGAGCUACAAUGCUAAACAGGUGGAAUACAUGCGAGAGGCAUGUAUAAGUGUCGACGAGAACGACGACAUAAUUGGAGCGAUUAGCAAACGGGAUGCUCACAGUUCGCAGCAGUUAACCCUCCAUCGCGCCUUCUCCGUCUUCUCAUUCACCAAGGACAACAAACUUCUUAUGCAGAAGCGAAGUGCUGAAAAAAUAACAUUUCCCAACCUGUGGACCAACACUUGCUGUAGCCACCCCCUUCACACACCACAAGAAAUGGACGGUGCCAUUGGCGCCAAACGAGCGGCAAUUCGAAAAUUGGAUCAUGAGCUAGGCAUAACUGAAGUGCACACGGAUCGUCUACAGAUGAACGGACGAUGGAUCUAUCGAGCGGAGAUGGAUGAGGCGCCAUGGGGAGAGCAUGAGCUGGAUUACGCGUUGAUUUUGAGAGGAAUCGGAGCAGAUCACUGUCGAAUCAACGAGAACGAGGUGGCCGAGAUCCGAGAAGUCGGGAUGGAUGAGUUGAGGAAUUGGAUGGAGCAAGAACCCUCCUCAUUCACUCCAUGGCUCAAAUUGUUCUCAAAAACCAAGACAUUCGAGAAGUGGUGGAGUCAGAAGGCGUCGACAGCGGAAGACAUGAAGAUUUAUAAAUUACACUGA